CUUUUUUGUUGUUAAGCAUAAGAUGGAGAGGCAAGUUCAUGGGGGCGGACGAGAAGAUCCUUGGCUAGCUCGAGACAAACUCUACCAUGUAAUAUUCUGUUUCUCAAUCUCUGUCGUCUUCUCUACGCUCGCCUCUCUCUCCCGUUACUCGUUUCUACGCCGUCACUCCAUCUGGAUCGGAUCUGCGUUCUCACUCUCCGCCGGUGCGGCUAAAGAAGCUGGUGAUCAGUUUGGUAUCUUCCCUUCAGCAGGCGCCUCGGCAAGAGACGCAGUCGCGGACGCAAUUGGAGUUGUGAUUGCUGCUAUGGUUCUCUUCUUUUGGAAAUCUCGUAGAUCACGUUCUGAAUCCAGUCAAACCCGACCCAUCCUUCCGAUUUGAAUAGAAGAAAACAAUUUAAAAAGCUUGUUUCGUGUAGUUUUAUUUAAAGCUUGAUCAUCGAUUUGGGUCAUCACAGUUUUGUUGGUGAUCUCAUUGAACUGUGUGUGAGAGUGCUCAAAUAAAACUCUAAUCAGAUUGUUUGGUUGAUGUA
This is a messenger RNA of Camelina sativa (false flax), 530 nucleotides long. RefSeq lists its product as uncharacterized. Lineage: Eukaryota; Viridiplantae; Streptophyta; Magnoliopsida; Brassicales; Brassicaceae. The record is from RefSeq and is a predicted model, not a curated record.